CUGUUCCUCUGGAUCCGCCAGCUGACACCGGAACGAACGUGGACGUGCAAACCAAUCCAAUCCCCAGCUCACGACACGACGUCGACGCCUUCGCAUUGGUGGUCAACACCCCCGUGGACACACGAGGAGUCCCCCCAUUUCGUCUCUCCCGACGCCGCCUCCUGAGGGAUCCACCGCCAUGGGGAUCUCCGGCGGCGGGGCGGGGGCGGGGGCCGGGGCCCUGCUCGUGCUCGUCCUCCUGCUGCUCCCGCCCCCCGCGGCGCCCUUCUCCUUCACGUACAACUUCACCUCGCCCUCGGACACGCCGCCGCCCGGGAUCGCCUUCCAGGGCGACGCCUUCUACAACAAGGCCAUCCGCCUCACCCGCGACGAGCGCCUCGGGCCCAUCACCAGCAGCGCCGGCCGCGCCUUCUACUCCCGCGCCGUCCCGCUCGCCGACCCCGUCACCCGCCGCCCGGCCUCCUUCGCCGCCGCCUUCGCCUUCUCCAUCGCUGCCCCGGACCCGGCCGCCGCCUCGGGCGACGGGAUCGCCUUCUUCCUCUCCCCGUUCCCCUCCGCGCUCCCGGGCGCCUCCGCGGGGGGCCUCCUCGGCCUCUUCAACUCCUCCGCCCCCCGCGCGGGGCGGCUCGUCGCCGUCGAGUUCGACACCUACAAGAACGACUGGGACCCCAGCGGCGACCACGUCGGCGUCGACAUCGGCGGGAUCGUCUCGGCCGCCACCGCCGACUGGCCCACCAGCAUGAAGGACGGCCGCACAGCGCACGCGCGCGUCGCCUACGACGCCGGCGCCAGGAACCUCACCGUCGCGCUCUCCUACGGCGCCGCGCGCCCCAACGCCACGGCCGACGUCCUGCUCUGGUACGCCGUCGAUCUGAGGGACCACCUGCCCGACUCCGUCGCCAUCGGCUUCUCCGCCGCCACGGGCGAGGCCGCGGAGCUGCACCAGGUGCUCUACUGGGAGUUCACCUCCACCGUCAACCCCAAGGAGGAGACGGUGGUCCUGUGGGUGGUGCUAGGACUGUGCGGUUUGCUUAUCGUGCUCGUCGGCGCGGGCGUCGUUUGGUUCGUCAAGCAAUGGAGGAAGACCGGGGAGUUCGACGACGGUGACAUCGUGGUCGACGACGUGAUGGGAGGCGAGUACGACGAGCUCGCGGACGAGUUCGUCGUCGAGAGCGGCCCGAGAAGGUUCCGGUACGCCGAAUUGGCGGCGGCGACGAGGAAUUUCGCCGAGGACCGGAAGCUCGGGCAGGGCGGGUUCGGCGCCGUGUACCGGGGGUUCCUGAAGGAGCUCGGCUUGGAGGUGGCCAUCAAGAGGGUGUCCAAGGGCUCGACGCAGGGGCGCAAGGAGUACGCCGCCGAGGUGCGCAUCAUCAGCCAGCUCCGCCACCGGCACCUCGUCCGCCUCGUCGGCUGGUGCCACGAGCACCACGGCGACUUCCUGCUCGUGUACGAGCUCAUGCCCAACGGCAGCGUCGACCACCACCUCUACGGCAAGGGCGUGCUCCUCACCGGGCCGACGCGCUACGACGUCGCGCUGGGCCUCGCGUCGGCGAUGCUCUACCUCCACGAGGAGUGCGCGCAGUGCAUCGUCCACCGCGACAUCAAGCCGAGCAAUGUCAUGCUGGACGCCACCUUCAGCGCAAAGCUCGGGGACUUCGGCCUCGCCAAGCUCGUCGAGCACGGCAGCCAGCCGUACACCACAGCACUGGCCGGCACGCUGGGCUACUUGGCGCCGGAAUGCGUGAUGACAGGCAAGGCUAGCCGGGAGUCGGACGUGUACAGCUUCGGCGUCGUGGCGCUUGAGAUCGCGUGCGGCCGACGGCCGGCGGAGCUCAACGAGGAGCCAAGCAAGGCGAGGCUGGUGCCAUGGGUGUGGGAGCUGUAUAGCAAGAACGCCCUCCUUGAAGCAGCAGACUGGAGGCUCAAGGGGCAGUUUGAUGAGAAGCAGAUGGAGCGCCUGAUGGUUGUAGGAUUGUGGUGCGCUCACCCUGACUACGCACAUAGGCCAAGCAUCAGGCAGGCCCUGAACGUGCUUAAAUUCGAGGCGCCAUUGCCGUUGCUGCCGCCCAAGAUGCCCGUGCCGACGUACUUCCCGUUGCCUGAUUUGCUUGCUCCGAUUUCCGUUGGAGGCGCAUCGAGCACCGAGGAUCCAGGUAUUAGUGAUUGUGGAUCCUCCGGUCAAGUUUCAUCAGUCAGAGAUAGGCUGCUGGAGCCCUGAUAGUCUCUCUCUGUGUGCUUUUUUAACUGGCUUAGGCCUAAAGGAAUUUGUUCCUCUCAAAAGGAAAGAUUUUUGAGAUUGUUCUGCCACUUGGUGUUUUAAUUACUUUUUUACACACGAGGGAGUGAUUAUAGCAUUUAAAUGUACUGAGGGUGACACGAAGAAAUAAUUACCUCGUGUUCCCUUUCCAUAGGUGAUUGGUGUAUAGCAUCGAAAUGUACUGAGGUUUCCAUUUCCAUAUGAAGUUUGCCAUCAUGUUUCUGUGAUUU
Panicum virgatum (switchgrass) is the source of this 2487-nucleotide messenger RNA. RefSeq names its product L-type lectin-domain containing receptor kinase IX.1-like. NCBI's taxonomy places the organism in Eukaryota, Viridiplantae, Streptophyta, Magnoliopsida, Poales, Poaceae. The record is from RefSeq and is a predicted model, not a curated record. Gene Ontology annotation, biological process: protein phosphorylation. Gene Ontology annotation, molecular function: carbohydrate binding; ATP binding; protein kinase activity. Gene Ontology annotation, cellular component: plasma membrane. Bases 179 to 2218 code for a protein of 679 amino acids. The transcript has a single exon.